This is a messenger RNA of Adelges cooleyi (spruce gall adelgid), 873 nucleotides long. RefSeq names its product LDLR chaperone boca (gene boca). The record is from RefSeq and is a predicted model, not a curated record. The transcript is spliced from 5 exons. Lineage: Eukaryota; Metazoa; Arthropoda; Insecta; Hemiptera; Adelgidae. Bases 208 to 783 code for a protein of 191 amino acids. Gene Ontology annotation, biological process: protein folding.
UCGACGUGUGGAUUUCUAUACGAUUUAUGUGUACCAAAUAUUAUGAUAUCUGUGUAGUAUAAUAUGUAUACAGUUAUUUUUUUUCUUAAAUAGCGUCGUGUACCGGCAUCGGAUUUUUCCUACUCAUAAUAUCAUUAUAUUAUAAUCUUUUUUGUCUGUUAUAAUAAAUCCUGUGAUUGGUCACUUGUCGAUUUUGUUUUUUUGAAAAUGAACGGCGCUCUAAGUAUUUUACUGAUGUCGGUCUUAGCCACAGCAGUAAUGGUAGUGGCGAAAAAAUCGUCGGAUAACUCGAAGCCAGACUGGGCCAAAAAAGACAUUCGCGACUAUACCGAAGCCGAUUUGGAACGAUUGUUGGACCAGUGGGAGGAGGACGAAGAACCUUUAGAACCAGAUGAACUACCAGAACACUUGAGACCUUCGCCUCAAAUUGAUCCUACUACGGUGAAUUUUGACGAUCCUGAUGCUAUAUUGAAGGCAUCAAAGAAAGGCAAAACAUUAAUGACUUUUGUUAAGGUGGCGCCAAAGUAUGAUAAAGAAGAGGCCGAUAAAUUAACUAAGCUGUGGCAGUCUAGUUUGUGGAACAACCAUAUACAAGCUGAAAGGUUUAUGGUCGACGAUAAUAGAGCUAUAUUUAUGUACAAAGAUGGUUCACAAGCUUGGGACGCCAAAGAUUUCCUCGUUCAGCAAGAAGACUGUGUCGAUGUGACAAUUGAAAACCAAGUGUAUCAAGGCCCCGCUAACGGAUUUGUCGUACAGGGCGAUGUUGAAAAGAUUGAAUUAUAAUUGUUGCAUCGUAUACUACAUUUAAGUUAAUUUGUUUAGUUUAUGUUUCAAGUUAAUUAUUUAUUUAAAUUAUUUCUUUAAAAAAAAAAA